Messenger RNA from Penaeus indicus, 5134 nucleotides. RefSeq names its product furin-like protease 2. The transcript is spliced from 16 exons. Gene Ontology annotation, biological process: peptide hormone processing. Lineage: Eukaryota; Metazoa; Arthropoda; Malacostraca; Decapoda; Penaeidae. Bases 112 to 2868 code for a protein of 918 amino acids. The record is from RefSeq and is a predicted model, not a curated record. Gene Ontology annotation, cellular component: Golgi membrane; trans-Golgi network. Gene Ontology annotation, molecular function: serine-type endopeptidase activity.
GUGGACUCGAACCGCCACGGGACGCGCUGUGCCGGCGAGGUGGCCGCCGACGCCAACAACUCCAUCUGCGCCGUCGGGGUGGCCUACGAGGCGUCUGUGGGAGGUGUCCGCAUGUUGGACGGCGACGUGACAGACGCAGUGGAGGCGCGGUCCCUGGCCCUCAACCCGCAGCACAUCGACAUCUACUCGGCGUCUUGGGGCCCCGACGACGACGGCAAGACGGUGGACGGGCCGGGACAGCUGGCCACGCGCGCCUUCGUCGAGGGAAUCCGAAACGGGCGAGGUGGCAAGGGGUCCAUCUUCGUGUGGGCUUCAGGAAACGGAGGUCGAGAUCAAGACAACUGCAACUGUGACGGCUACACGAACUCCAUCUGGACCCUGAGCAUUUCGUCAGCUACAGAAAGGGGUCGCGUCCCGUGGUACUCGGAGGCGUGCAGCUCCACCCUGGCGACGACCUACAGCUCCGGCUCGCUCGGGGAGAAGCAGAUCGUGACCACCGACCUGCACCACUCCUGCACGUCGUCGCACACGGGCACGUCGGCCUCCGCGCCCCUUGCCGCCGCCAUCUGCGCGCUGGCCCUGCAGGUGAACCGAGACCUGACGUGGCGCGACAUGCAGCACAUCGUGGUCCGAACGGCGCGACCCGAGAACCUGGAAGCGCCCGACUGGCAGAGCAACGGCGUCGGCCGCCACGUCUCGCACAGGUCGGUUCCUGGCGCAGGACGGAGGAACUGUCGUGUAUCGCUGACAGCUGAUCGUCGAGGUGACAUCGAGAUCUACCUGUCGUCGCCGUCAGGAGUCAAGUCCACUCUCCUCGCCCAGCGCCCCACGACAACUCCCGCACGGGCUUCCACGAGUCAAGUCCACUCUCCUCGCCCAGCGCCCCACGACAACUCCCGCACGGGCUUCCACGUAUCGCUGACAGCUGAUCGUCGAGGUGACAUCGAGAUCUACCUGUCGUCGCCGUCAGGAGUCAAGUCCACUCUCCUCGCCCAGCGCCCCCACGACAACUCCCGCACGGGCUUCCACUCGUGGCCUUUCAUGACCGUCCACAUGUGGGGGGAGCGGCCCCUGGGGAAGUGGAAGCUGGAGAUCCACAACAACGGACACUUCUUCACCACAGGAGCCACCCUACUGGAGCGCUGGACACUCAUCUUUUAUGGCACCAGAAUAAACCCAGACAAGUGGCAGGCACGCUGGGGGCGCAGAGACCGUGGUGGGGGGGUCGGGGGAGGAAGGGAGACCGCCCCGGCCAUCUCCCGUCCUCCUCCUCCUCACCCGUCGACCACUCCUCCUACCACGACUACCACAUCUACCACACCUGGUACCACACCCAGACCAUGGCACACCUACCAGCCUAAAAAACCCACAUACUCUUUACCCCCACAACCUCCACACUACGAGUCACAUCCUGCCCCCAUUCGCCCGCCCAACCACCGCGACAGCUCCCAUCACAAGGACAAAGCUGAGGUGAAGGAAUGGAGCCUGAUUCUGCACGGCACGGACACGGAGCCCGGGCAGCCGGUGUCCCCGCAGCAGGACACGCAGUCCCCCGACGAGUCCCACGCCUCCGACCCGGCCGUGCACCACUCCAGCGACACCACCGAAGGCAAGACGGAGACUCGGGACCCUGACAGCAUGGGCGUGGGCCACUCGUCGGCUGCGGCAGCCUCGCCGACUCCAGUGCCCCAAACGCUACAGCUGUCGGCCAUCCAGAAGGCGCUGCCACCGGGCUGCAGCCGCGUGGACGCCGCUGGGGCCUGCAUAGAAUGUUCGCAACCUUUUCUAAUUGAUACAGACGUGGGUACUAAGAAGAAGAGGGAGAUUCUCCUCCAAUGCGAGAAGAACCAUCUUCUGCAUGAAGGUGUGUGUGUAGCCUCUUGUCCAGAGCACUACUAUGGCUGGUUCCCUGAAAGGCUGGGAGCCACGGGGCCCCCUACAUGCAGGCCCUGUCACUACUCUUGCCGCAGUUGUUCGGGGCCACAGGAUUACGAUUGCUCAGGUUGCUGGGGGGAUGCUGUGCUCUACACUGCUUAUGAGACACUGACAGUUCCACCUACAUUUACAGAAUGCGAGAAGAACCAUCUUCUGCAUGAAGGUGUGUGUGUAGCCUCUUGUCCAGAGCACUACUAUGGCUGGUUCCCUGAAAGGCUGGGAGCCACGGGGCCCCCUACAUGCAGGCCCUGUCACUACUCUUGCCGCAGUUGUUCGGGGCCACAGGAUUACGAUUGCUCAGGUUGCUGGGGGGAUGCUGUGCUCUACACUGCUUAUGAGGUAUGCUGUUACCUCAGCAUAGCAUUUAAAACCUUGGAAACUGCCCAGACACUGACAGUUCCACCUACAUUUACAGAAUGCGAGAAGAACCAUCUUCUGCAUGAAGGUGUGUGUGUAGCCUCUUGUCCAGAGCACUACUAUGGCUGGUUCCCUGAAAGGCUGGGAGCCACGGGGCCCCCUACAUGCAGGCCCUGUCACUACUCUUGCCGCAGUUGUUCGGGGCCACAGGAUUACGAUUGCUCAGGUUGCUGGGGGGAUGCUGUGCUCUACACUGCUUAUGAGGGUCAGAAUUACUGUCACCCAAGCACCCUCCAUGAUGCCUAUGAAAGCCUACAGUCCUGGUACAAGUUCCUGCUGGGUAUCCUCCUGUGCCUGCUCAUAUUGGUGCUGAUUCUUGCGGUGCUGGUUCUGCGAGCCAAGAAUGCAUCAAGGAGGUCGUACCCUGUUGUUGGAGUGCCUUCCCUUAGUCCAGGGGCUGGUGCCAAGUCUGCAAGUAAUGGUGGCACUGCAUACGCGCCCGUGCCAAAGGGAGAUGCGGACGACCUGCUAACAAAAAUAACUUUCCAUGAUCUUACGAGCGAGGACGAGAUAUAGUUAGGCUUCUUUUUUUGCAAAUUUUAAUUGGAGAGAGGUUUAAAAAAAAAGUUUAGAAAAAAACAAACAAAAAAAACAAAACCUUUAUUGUGAUUUGAAUUUUUUUAUUUUGUUCUCUCAUUCUUUUUCUUAGUACUUAUAACAUAGUAAUUUAGAAAUUUAAAAGACAUAAAGGUUCACCUAAGAGUGAAUUUAUAAGAACUAUAAGGCAUUGUUGUUAAAGCAAUAUAAAGAUCAAUAGUUUGUCAGUUAAUGCUUUUGGAAUAUCAUAUUUUACUGAAAAAUUUUGUAUGACAAAGUAUGAUCAAUUUAUGUGGGUUUUGAUGGUAAAUUUGUUUUAUGGUUAGGCAAUGUUUUUGUCCGGAAAAUUCUGUUAUUGGUUUUGUUUAAAUAGUAAUUUUAAUUGUGGGAUAGUAAUGAUGAACUUAAUAUGCAUACUUAAUGUUUUACAAAAUGAAUAAUGUGAGAUUAAAUGCAAAGCAAUUUGCUUUUAUUAUGAGAUAAUAUAUUAAGGAUGAUAUACUUUAUAGUACUGAUUAGCAUUGGAACAGUUAGAAUAUUAGUGUUUUAUGUGAGUUCAAAUGGUGAAGAAAAGAUAGAUUUUAAACAAUGCCUAAAUGUGUAUCAGUACACGUAAUUCAUGGUAAAGAUAAAACAAGUUCCAAAUUGCUAUUGAGUACAAAGCAAUGCCGAAAAGUACUCUGGGCAUUAUUGUCUUUUACUCAAAGCUCACCAUACAUACUGUGAUAGGAUGAACAUUUCCCACAAAACGUCUCCUUACACUUUGUGGUUUUGCUGCAUCCCUGUGGUCGUAAACAAUGCACAAAUUACUGUACCCUAUAGUAGCUUGUGUUCUAUCUGUAGGGAGUAGAUGUAUUGCUAAUGGUGUUCUAUUUGGCUAAUUAAACACCAUUCAUGAAAAUAAUCUAGUGUGUACUUGUUUACUCUUGAGGGGAUGCGAGAAAUCACUAAGAAUGUAAGGAAAGAAUUUGUGUAAACUGUACAGAUGGUGAGUGUUCCAGCAGGUUCUUGUCUGGUCAUCCGUUUUUUUUCAUACUUAUUUUAUUCUCUUUUUUUUUUAAUAUUUUAAUUAUUUUGAUGAUCACCAACUACCGUAGAUUCUCAUUAAGACCAAGGGGAAAGAAAAUUAUAUGCUGGGUAUGCAGAACAGACUAGUUAAAUAUGGAAUGUUAUACUAUUGAAUUGUUCACUCAAGCCUCAGUCAUGGCAGUUGUAAAGCAAAAAUGGGGAAUUUCGGGUGUUUGUCCUUUGCGGGUUUCCUUCACAAGCAGUUAUGUUGAAAAGAGAGAAAAGCACCGAACUCUAAGAAUUAUUAAAAACAAGUGUAAAAUAGACCUUAGAAAAACUACUCUUUAGAAUGGAGCAUUAUAAACUUGUAUUGAAAUUGUAUUGAAUUCUGAAGCCUUGCCUGAUUGAGACUGAGAAAGACUGCAAGUUCCAGAUAGAAAUAAUAGUUGUCAUCAUUUUUAGGGAUUUAAAAUAUUUUUAUAAUUCAGUGCCUUUUUAAAUGUACUAUUCAUGAGUACCUGCAGAGCUGAAUAAGAUUAAUAUGUAUGCUAUGUUGGUUCUCCAGAUUUUAUUAUAUUUUUCCAAUAGGAUGUAGGAGUUCUACGUUAUUUGCUGUGAACUCAUUCAUAAAAAAAGCAUUUAAUUAAAGCAGGAGUAUAGAAUGUAAUCUUUUAUCAUAAUGCAUGUUUUACCAGAUUUUAUUUUAUUUUAUUUUUCUAAUGUAAAUUAACAGAGCAGCAAAUGAUACUAGAAUCCUGUCAUAAAGAUUUAUAACGGUAGCAUAGCCACAAAGUAUCCUCAAGUGCCUUUGAUGAUUUCACCCGUUUUCAUCUGUGAUGCUGACGUUUUCUUUAUUCGUAGUUUUCCAAAAUCUCCCGAUGCUGAAUUAUCACACUUUCAAGAUUCAUGUUAAUUCUCAUAGUGAGUUCAGGGUACGAGGAUUUUUUUUAUAUAUAUAUAUAUAGAACAAAUACCAUUGACCAGUGUAAUUGUAUUUUUUCUUCUGGAUACUAUUUUUACUUUAGAUUUUUUUGAUGUAUGUUCUGGUUUGCUAUUCAAAAAAAGAUUAGAGUUUUGUGGUCAGUACAUUUUUUGUAUUUUUUGUUUUGUUUAUUUUUCCCUGUGAGUUACUUUGUAAAUUAUACUUAAAAUUUUUAAUUCUGCUGUAAUUAGUCAUUGAUGCAGGUGGUGAAGGAUGUGUAUUUUCAUCAAUAAAAAGUUUUAUAUUGUAUAUAAA